AGCAGAGUCGCCGUGCACACCUGAGCCCGCCGCAGCCCACCCAUCAUGGCCGCCCCAUCAAACCCUCAGUGUGCCGACCCCGGCUUCACGCCCACCGCCCUCGCCCUUGCGCACCUCCAUCAUCCUUUUGCACUCUGCACACCGCCAUCACCACGCACCCAGCGACGUGCGACAGACCCUGAGCGGCCACCUCACGUUUCGAGGACCUAGCCACACAAAGCUUGGGCAAGCGCUACAGAAGGGUACGCACCCAGCAGCUGACUUGUUGAAUCAACCCACGGCACCCCAGCGCCCUUCCUCAUCACCAUCACCGCCAUCACCACCCCGCCGCCGCGCAUCUUCACCGUUGCUGCUGCCCGCCCAUUUUAUUCCCACCGCUGCCAGCAGACAUCGUCGUCGCUCUGCCGCUGCCAUGUCGUCCACAAAGACCAAGUCGCUGCUUGUCAGGCUCCCGCUGGCGCCCGAGGCGCUGGCCAAAUUCCCCCACGAGCCGUCAUCAAAGUCAUCAGACAAGCUCUCGUCGUCGCCCAACACGCCUGCCCAGAUCGUCGAGCCGACGCCUCUCGACACGCCCGCCGAUGCCGCCACGCCCAUGGACGGCGUCGACAACGGCCUGUUGGCACCGCCCGCGACAGAUGCAAAGGGCAAGAAGAAGGCCGGUCCGCGUGUCAGUGCCGGCACCAAGAGGAGUGCUGCCGCUGUCGACGGAACCCCCAAGCCACGGGGUAAGCCAGGCCCGAAGAAGAAGCAACGCAUGGGCGACAUGAUCAACGACCCGAACAACAAGGCCCCCUUCGCGGCAACUGCGCCCGCCCAGAAGCUGGGCCCCAAAGCCAACAUGGGCACCAUCAACGCCAACCUACGUGCGCUCGACCGAUCCGGAAAGCCCUGCCGCAAGUGGGGAAAGAAGUCGUUCCAAAUCCGCAGCUUCACCGGCGUCGUCUGGCAGGCACCCACCUGGCGAGCACCCCCCAAGAGCUCCGCUUUCUCCGAGGACGUCAAGAGUGAUACCACCGGUUCCAGCGACUCCAAGAUAAAGGAUGAAAGUAGCGCCGUUAGCGACAGGAGCGGCCUCAAUGGAGACGCUGGCACACCCGUACCGCAAGCACGCCUCGCAAGCUCACCGACUCCUCUUGCUGGCGCUUCAUGACGUACCCUCUACCGCUGAUUGAGUCAUACCAUUCUACCAUGCUCUAUGUCAUGCACUCGACCAUGACCUUCUAUUUGCAUAUCCUUCCAUGACUAUGUUCGGGGUACAUUGCUUCGUGCUCUUGCAUGGAAGCUCUUCUCUGCUACUGUAUUUGUAUAAUAUUUUGAUUUAUGUGUUACGUAUGGCGCACUGGGACCCAAGGUGGGCUUGGGAUAAAGCUGGUUUCUGGAUUUAGGCCUGGAUAGCGAUGGCGUUUGCGGCUGGCAUAGGCGGGUGGCUGGCAUAGGCGGGUGGCUUCUACGUGCGCGUGAUCCCUGAGAUUUGACCAGGUGGGCCACCUAUGGAACUCAGUUUGGUGCACCGGGAGGUGUCGUACGGCUAUUUGUAUAUGUAUAGCAAGAGGAUGCAACCGCUGUACUCAUUUACAUUACGUACGAAUCGAGCUAUC
Molecule: messenger RNA, 1598 nt
Organism: Paraphaeosphaeria sporulosa
Lineage: Eukaryota; Fungi; Ascomycota; Dothideomycetes; Pleosporales; Didymosphaeriaceae
Exons: 2
Coding region: 413-1150 (245 amino acids)
Biological process (GO): chromatin remodeling
Cellular component (GO): Ino80 complex
Source: RefSeq, a predicted model, not a curated record